ACAAAGUCAUAUUUGGACAGUUUAACAACAGCUCGACACGCCUGAAAGUGAGCCGUAUACAAACAGGACUUUGGGAAACAACGGCACAUCGGCCGCUCGGGGGUCUUCCUUUCAGGGGGACGUUAAUUGGGGGAAAAGCAGGAUUUUUAGAUUCACUUUGAGUUGCAGCUUUGGUGGCGAUGUUUGUCAACUGGUGCUUAAUUCACUGCGAGAAGAGGAGUUUUCAAGAUUUUUGAUCAAAGAGGAAGUGCACGGAGAAUAAAAUGGGGGAGCACAAGGCUGUCAACUUCAUGAGACUCCUGUCAGAGGAAAGCACAGUUUCCAGCGCGUCGUCGGACUCCUGUGAGUACUACCAGACCGAGAUAUUUGAUCAGCUGCCCAGCAUCCAGGCCAGCCGGCCCGAGCAGGACAGGCAGGCUCUCUGGGGAGCCAGCGAGCCCCACCAGGGUGGCCCAGAAGCAGCGGAGAGGAUCGGCCAUGACCACCUGUCCAGAGGACCCAAAGACAAAGCCUUUACAGAGCCGCUCAGGAACCUGGUCAUGUGCAUUCAGGGGAAGAGAGGCGCCAGGGAUAGAAGGAAGAUGCAAAUCAGCAACAUUGGUUUCUGGGAGUCCUGGAGGCGGAGCCAAAGCAUAAACAGGAAGAGGGUUUGGGGGCAAAUGGGAGGAGCUCUAUCAGGCCUGUUGCCAUGGCAGCACACGCUCCACGCCAUCGAAGGCAGGUUCGGAGUUGGCGUGAAGGCUUACUUUGUGUUCCUCAGAUACCUGGUUUACUUAAACCUACUUCACUGUGCUCUUGUCGGGGGUUUCAUUCUGGGGCCUACAGCAUUUUAUGGCAGGAGCAAAAGCAGUGGGCCUUUGAGGUUUGGAGGCAACGACUCGGUUUUGGAUUUCUUCCUGGGAUCGGGUUACCUGGAUCGUUCUCCGGUCUUCUUCGGUUUUUACACCCGUGGUUCCCUGAAUUUGCAGUGCUUGAAUACGCCUCUGCUAUACCUCGCUGGAAUGUUCCUCAUCCUCAUCCUCAGUCUCAUCCUGGUGGUCCGUCGAACGACGGUUGGCUACAAGCACACCUGGAUGCUCGGGAAGCGUUACAGUACUAACGUGAGCUACAAGAUCUUCAGCGGUUGGGACUUCACCAUCCAGGACCCUUCUGCUGCCAUUCUCAAACACAGCUUCAUCAGAAACGACCUCAAGCUCUUUCUGGAGGAGGAGAGUUUCUCUCUGCGAGAGGCUCAGAGGACAGUUGGACAGGCGGUGCGUCUCUACCUGCUCCGGUUUGUCCUCAACCUGCUGGUUCUGUCCCUGCUGGCCGGAGCCUUCUAUCUCAUCUACUAUGCCGCCAAAACUUCCCAGAAGAAGAGUGCGGACUACUGGCUGGUCAGCCUGGUCCUGGAGUACCUCCCUCCCAUCACCAUCACCUUUGUCAACCUGGUCCUGCCUCACAUUUUCCGAACGAUCUCUUCUUUUGAGGACUAUUCUUUUACCAUGCAGGUCAAUGCCACGCUUGUGAGGAGCGUCUUCUUGAAGCUGGCCUCGCUUGGGAUCUACUUAUAUCUCAUCCUCACAACUACAGAGCCUCAUCAAAAUCCUUCUCGCUGCAGGGAGAACGUGUUUGGUAGAGAGAUGUACAAACUGUGCAUCUUCAACUUCCUUGCCACUUUCUGCAGCACGUUUCUCUUGAACUACCCCUGGAAGCUGCUGCAGGAGACAUACCCCUCAUGCCUGCUGGUCCGGCUUUUAGGGAAACAACGAUUCCUGAUCCCUUUCAAAGUGUUGGAUCUUGUGCACAGUCAGACAGUGUCCUGGGUGGGAGUCUACUACUGCCCUCUGCUGCCUCUGAUCGGAACCGUCACACUGAUGGCCACCUUCUACAUCCAAAAGUUCACUGUCCUGCGGUGCUGUGUGGCAGAGCAGAGGAUGUUUCGAGGUUCCAGCUCCUCUGUGUUAUUCCACUUCAUGUUGCUGCUCGGCCUCCUAAUGGCUGCAACCACGCUGGGCUUUAACAUUUACCAACAAGAAGCCACACCCGACAAGUCCUCCUGUGGUCCAUUUGGAAAUGGAGAAACUGUAUUUAAUGUGACAGGAGUGUGUAUGAACAGCCUCCCAGGCCCGGCACAGAGCGCGCUGCGGUACCUGACCUCUGAGGCCUUCGCCCUGCCGCUCAUACUCGCUGAGAUUAUAAUCCUAACCUCAUAUGUGUCACGGGGACAAGCCAAUCAGAAGGCCAUCGAGAGACUGAAAGACAUGCUGGUUAUGAGCAGCUCAGAUAAGCGUUUCCUGGUUAAACAGCAUGCCACGGGGCUCAAACGUCAGAGAAAACCCCAAAGAGUCGGUCCUACGGCCAUCGAAGAGGACUCCGCCCCCUCCUGACAACCCCCCCCAACACACAUACUUCAAUAUAGUAUUAAGCUGGGAUAUAAAGACUUUCCGUCAACCACAGAUGGGCUCGGGCCCGGGGGUGGCUGAAACUAAAAAGUCAGAAGGACUGUUCCAGUUACACAAUAUGCAAAGAUAAGAAAAGCACUUUCUGCAAAAGUCUUUUCACAACAUUCAGAGGAUGUAUUCUCACUUCUGCUGUCCGUUUGAUAAUCAAAGCUUUGAUCAUUAUGUUUAGCCAAACAGUGAUAUGCAAAAAUGCUUUCAUUUUUUAUAUACCUUUAAUUAAAAAGUAUAUAAGGUAUACGGUUAAAAGGUAUAUUACGGUCAUAGUGUUUGUAUGUUUAAAUAAAUGUCCCUCUACCUAAAUUCAAUAAAACUGUGAGUGAUUUACAAA
Gasterosteus aculeatus aculeatus (three-spined stickleback) is the source of this 2772-nucleotide messenger RNA. It is a transcript of the gene tmc8, whose product is annotated as transmembrane channel-like 8. Gene Ontology annotation, cellular component: plasma membrane. NCBI's taxonomy places the organism in Eukaryota, Metazoa, Chordata, Actinopteri, Perciformes, Gasterosteidae. The record is from RefSeq and is a predicted model, not a curated record. Gene Ontology annotation, molecular function: mechanosensitive monoatomic ion channel activity.